AUGGCUGAUAAUAAUAUUCAAAAAAUCGGCAAAUUUGUUAAAAAAAUAAAACAGGAGCAAAAAGAUUACGGAAUUACAGACAAAGGUAGUGCUGAUGAUUGUUCUCUUCGAGCUUAUUUGGAAAAAAAUUUUACGAGUCUCACUUGGGAAGAUAAAUACGAAUUAGCAUACCAGAUAGUUUGCGCUGUAUCGAAUUUACAUGAAAAAGGAAUCGUGCAUGGUGAUUUGCACUCUGGCAAUGUGCUAAUCCAUCAAAAUACCGUCGAGUUGGCUGACUUUGGAUUAUCAAAUAGAAUGAAAAAGGUAUCUGAACAACAAACGAGAUUUGAUACAGCUCUAUACACUGAUCCCAAAGGGUCUACUACACAACAAUAUUCAUUAAAUGAAAAGAAUGAUGUUUGCGGUAUUGGCAUGAUUCUAUGGGAAAUAUCAAGUGGACAACCACCAUUUAAAUUGGAAUCAUGUGAUGGUAAUUCGAACCUGGAAAUUUUACAAGAUUAUAGAGAAACAAUUGUAUCAGAUACUCCUAUUGAUUAUUCUAAUCUUUUUAUCGAGUGUUGGGAUGGUGAACCAAACAAUAGACCAUCUAUGAACCAAGUAGUUAAUAAAUUUGAUAAAUUUAAAAACUACUUUUUAAUUAAAAGAAUGAUUGAUGAAUUUGUUAGUCUUAUUUUUAAGGAAGUAAAUGAAGGGAAAGAAGAGAAAGUAAGAAAACAACAUGUUCUUAAUUAUAUUGAUGAUCAUGAAAUAAACUCGCAAGAAAUCUGUAAUUGGCUUGCAAAUAAUCAAAUUAAUUCAAAUUUUAUUUAUUUACUUGAGUAUCUUAAUUAUCAUGGAAUAAAAACUUGUAUCAAUAAGCAAAAAGCAUUUAAAUUAUAUCAAAAAGCAGCAAAUUUAGGAAAUAAUAUAGCUCAAUAUAAUCUUGCUUUAAUGUAUAAAGAAGGAAAAUGUGUUAAUAAAAAUGAUGGUAAAGCUUUUGAAUUGUUCAAAAAAUCAGCAGAAGGAGAAAAUUUAAGCGGAAUAAAUAUGUUAGGAUAUUGUUAUGAAAAUGGAAUUGGAACUGAUACUAAUAUGAAAAAAGCAUUUGAAUUAUAUCACAAAGCAGCAAAUUUGGGAAACAAUGUAGCUCAAUAUAAUCUUGCUUUAAUGUAUAAAGAAGGAAAAUAUGUUGAUAAAAAUAAUGGCAAAGCUUUUGAAUUUUUUAAAAAAUCAGCAAAAGAAGAAGAUUUAAAUGGAAUAAAUAUGUUAGGAUAUUGCUAUGAAUAUGGAAUUGGAACCAAUAUUGACCUGCAGAUAGCAUUUGAAUUAUAUCGAAAAGCUGCAAAUUUAGGAAAUAGUAUAGCUCAAUAUAAUCUUGCUUUCAGUUAA
Rhizophagus irregularis DAOM 181602=DAOM 197198 is the source of this 1368-nucleotide messenger RNA. NCBI's taxonomy places the organism in Eukaryota, Fungi, Glomeromycota, Glomeromycetes, Glomerales, Glomeraceae. The record is from RefSeq and is a predicted model, not a curated record.